AUGGAUGCAAUAGAAGAUAAGGAGGUCAAACUACAGCGCGCUUCUGGCGACUUGGUGACGGAAUUCUCAGAGAAACUGCCCUCUCUGCUCUGGAAGCCACGAACGGAGAAAGGAGGUACCCGAGUUCCACGAAGAUGGACACAGGCUGCUAAGACGGAGAGACUCGUAGGUCUUCUGGAGCCUUUUCAAGAAUGGCCUCAGCUGUUGGAUCCACACCUUCAAUCGCUGCUGCCACCUUUAGUCGAUGCUUUCUUAGCAUACUUGCUAAAGCAUCCCAAUCAGUAUAAGGCAGAUAAGCCACAGCAGCAGCAGGCACUUUAUCCCUUGCCAAGGACGAUCUGUAGACUUCUUUACACUUUUUGCAAAGUGCGUGGGGUCAAGGUUAUUAGUAGGUUCUUGAACAAUGAGCCGAAGUAUCUUGACCCCUUACUCAGGGCUUUUAUCGAAUGGGAUGCAGUAUGCCAAGAUGAUUCAGAAAUGGGCUUGUCAGGGGACAUUCCUCGACGGCUCAUCUGGGAGGAGCGCUACGUGAUGUUGAUUUGGCUCUCGCACUUGUUGCUCGCUCCUUUUGACUUGGCGUCUAUGUCAUCAGACGAUAUCCCAGUGCCAUACGAAAAUUUGGGUCAACUUAGACCAUUACCAGCUGAGGUUCCAACAGUCUCUAGGUCUCUCCUCUCGGUAUCGCUGAACUAUGUCAAUGCCUCUGGGAAAGAGCGUGAGGCUGCCACUGUGGUUCUGGCACGUCUUGUAUUGCGCCGGGACAUGCAGGCUCUCGGCCUGCUCACUAAUGUGACAGACUGGGCAUUUUCCAUCGUACAACCUGCAGGGAAUUCCGAAUUGCCCUCUGUCUAUACUUGCAUCGGAGUCCUUUCUUUCCUUGCACGCUUAGGUGCUUCAGGUCAGGUUGAGGACUUUGCUCCCUUGAUCGUGCCUGUGUUCGAGAAGACAUUACGAACUGCUCAGGGAAACUCAAAAAUCUCCGAUCUCAUUCAAUCUUCUGCGCUGGCGCGGAAAAUUAUCAUUAAAAUUCUCCGCACAAUGACAAUUAUGGCUCUGCAGCUUAGCGAAAGAGCGAAUAGCCCGCUGUCAGGUGAUAUGCUGUCUUCCAUUUUGGAAGAUACCAUUGACCACUUUCUGGUGGCUCUAGCUGAUAAAGAUACACCCGUGCGAUUUGCUGCGAGCAAAGCACUCAGUAUAAUUACUUUGAAGCUAGACUUGGAUAUGGGUACCGAGGUUAUUGAGGCUGUUACUGGUUCAUUAGAGGAGAACAUACUCUAUGAAAACAGUGAUGGCACCAUAAUAACACCAUUUGAAGCACGCAGGAUUGGAAUGAACAAUACCAAAAGAAAUCUGAGCGCGGUUGAUGCUCAAAGAUGGCAGGGUCUCAUACUAACAUUGGGUCAUUUGCUAUUUCGCCGUGCCCCUCCGACUGGCCAACUUCUUAAUAUACUGCAACCACUCGUUUCUGGACUCGACUUUGAGCAAAGAUCCUCAACUGGAAGCUCUGUCGGCACUGGCGUGCGUGAUGCUUCAUGCUUCGGUAUAUGGGCUCUAUCUCGCAAGUACACCACUCAGGAGCUGCUCGCAUUGGAUGCACAAACAAUAAGUACUUCUACGAGCCAAAAAGAGUCAAGCAUAUUGCAGAUGCUGGCUACCGAGUUGAUAUGUGCCGCUUGUGUGGACCCGUCGGGCAAUAUUCGGAGAGGUGCCUCUGCUGCUUUGCAGGAGUUAAUUGGUCGUCAUCCUAACAUAAUCGUCGAAGGUAUUUCGCUAGUACAGGUUGUGGAUUAUCAUGCCGUGGCACGCCGUUCACGAGCGAUGAUUGAUGUAGCAAAAGCUACGGCGGACUUGAGCCAUCAAUACUGGAGCCCUCUUGUUGAGUCACUGAUGCACUGGAGAGGAAUCGGUUCGCCAGAUGCUGAGUCGAGAAGGCAGGCAGCAAAUGCAAUAGGGGUCCUGAGUGCCCAGGAAUCCUACAAGACGAUGAAGAUUGUCCUUCAGCGACUGUUCAAGAAACUCUCCAGCCUCCCUCGAGGCGAUGUUGAAACGAGACAUGGGUGUUUCUUGGCUCUCUCAGCUACAGUAAAUGCAUUUAAUUCCUAUCAAGAAACACCACUUGAGAACAAGGACCCCUCCGAGGCUUUGGAGGUUACCACGCAAAUACAACAACUAUGGGGUAUUUUCGAUUCCCCGCUUGGCCCCACAAAAGAGGACUUGACUCUCCAAGUUCGACGUCCAGAAUUGAGCGCUGAAGCAUCAUCACGUCUGGUAUACUCUCUUUCAAGAGCGGCGUCUUUAGCAAAGGAUUCUCUUCCUUCGCAGCCAACAGUUACUUUGCUUGAUAAAGCCCGGGAAACCCUCUUACUUUGCAUUUCUCGAAGUGAAGAUAUUGUAAUAGAAACUUCUUCAGAUGCUAUAUCAGAGUUGUUCCCUCUUCUACCGUCAUCGAAACAAGAGGAGACGAUAAAUGGCUGGUUUUCAUAUAUCCACGCUACUUGGAAGCUACCGACUGGCCGUGGUCAGAUCUCAGUUCUUGGUGCUAUAUUCAAGCAAGUUAGACCUGAAGAUGAUUUACGGCAAUCAAUCAUAAAAGAACUGCUACAGUGUGCCGGAAAAGAAGAAUUAAUUGAGAAACGAGUAGUAGCUGUCAAGAGUUUGGCUAACGGUGUCCUGCCGCAUAUAGAUACAACAGAUGAUAUCGCAGACCAUCUUAUCGAGUUCUUGAAUGAUUACACGACAGAUAGACGAGGAGAUAUUGGGUCAUUGAUAAGACUGGAGGCAAUCCAAGCUGCCACGGUAGUCCUCCAAAAACAAUCCGGUUCUGCAACUCGCACCCCCCGAGUCCAGAGCAUCAUAGGUUGUUUAUGUCGACUUGCAGCAGAGAAGCUAGACAAAGUCCGCCUCCAAGCUUGGCUUUGCUUGCAGGGCUUCUGGAAGUCGGCCGAAGAUUUUCCACCCUUACAGAGACAAUAUGACCAUUUCAGUCACGUAUCCCUGCCUGACUACUUCCUUCAGCUCUUUGAGUUGCAAGCCAUCGACUGGUUGCGCUUGCCAUUAUUACAAGGAAUUGCAACUUCUGCAGUUGCUGGGGCAGAGGGACUUGUUCGCUCAAGUCGUUUGGCUCUGAUGCAGAGUAUCAAUAAGUAUGAGGCUGAACAGCGGCAAGACAUAGUGACCUCCAUUAUCAAAGAUCUCAUGGUUGCACUGAGCGAUAACCUGCAAAAUGACCGUUACGCUAUCCCGGUGCUGGAGUGUUUGGCAUUCCUGCUCGAUAGCUAUAUUAGUUUCACCCCCCAAUCUUCAGAGUCAAGGAAAUUGUUUGUUCUUGUUCAGAAGGCACAUUUCAAAUCCUCUAAUAUAGGGAGAUUGGAAGCUGCAAUCAAAGUGUAUGCGCCCUUGUCAAGGCUGGAGCAGUUACGAGCAGAAGUAUUGAAAAAGAUGACCUCAAUGCUUCUGCAUCCCUUUCCACGGGUUCGAAAUGCUGUUGCAGAGUACCUGUUUAUGGAGACUACACUAGAGUCGGUGAAGACCGAAGACUGGACUAGACAACCUAAGGAACUGAAGGGUCAGGUUGAGGAUGUGAGGAAGGAGUUGGCUUGUAAAUAG
Aspergillus nomiae NRRL 13137 is the source of this 3606-nucleotide messenger RNA. RefSeq names its product tubulin-specific chaperone D. Gene Ontology annotation, molecular function: GTPase activator activity; beta-tubulin binding. The record is from RefSeq and is a predicted model, not a curated record. NCBI's taxonomy places the organism in Eukaryota, Fungi, Ascomycota, Eurotiomycetes, Eurotiales, Aspergillaceae. The transcript is spliced from 6 exons. Gene Ontology annotation, biological process: microtubule cytoskeleton organization; post-chaperonin tubulin folding pathway; tubulin complex assembly. The coding region runs from base 1 to 3606 and encodes 1201 amino acids.